This is a messenger RNA of Opisthorchis viverrini, 903 nucleotides long. RefSeq lists its product as hypothetical. The record is from RefSeq and is a predicted model, not a curated record. Lineage: Eukaryota; Metazoa; Platyhelminthes; Trematoda; Opisthorchiida; Opisthorchiidae. The coding region runs from base 1 to 903 and encodes 300 amino acids. The transcript has 5 exons.
AUGGCGAGGGAAUGUUCAUCAGCACCAUACUUCUGCUUCUUCUCAUUCCACACUAUCUCUCCACGCCCAUCCGAGACUAUGCUAACGUCUAUUACGGUUGCACGGCGAUCUCGAACAGCGAUUAGGUCAGGUUUGAUGAACGACGUAGAAGUAGGGGUUCUCAACUCCUCGAAGACGAUGCACCCCAGUCGACGGAGACGUUUUGCAAAAGGUCCGAACCCGACCUCUACCUCUCGACUUCCCCUGUCUAGGCUUGGGCGACCUGGUUGUAUCCCAGCCCUCGUGCCUCCUUCGUGUGGCAUGGUAGCUUGGCACCGAAAGGGUGCUACAGCUGAACGAUUACUAUAUUAUUACCUCUUGUUUCAAUCUUUGCUGCAUGAAGACUUAAGUUCAACUGGAGCUGGUGUCACACAAGUGGAGAUUAUACCGUGCGACGGCGAACCUUGUGCUCUCACAAGAGCGGUAAAUUACAUUGUCCGUACUGCAUUCGUGGCAUAUCCGUGUUCCGCUUUUUCUGCCUUAACCGUUUCAACAGAUGCAAACGUCGAGUCAAGAGGUUUCACUGUUCGAGGGACAAUCGGUUCCCAGCCGCUGACGAUACCAGCGCCGAUAAAUGGUCUGUGCUUCCACGUGUUUCCACGUUGUCCUAUUGAAGCCGGGAAAAGCUACGUUUACGGUUACACAGGCGCAGUGCCCCCCAACUUUCCACUGAAAACGCAACGGAGACAAGAGACACGAGAGAGAAUUUCUGGGAGCAUGGUACUCCAUCGGUGCAUCGAACUGGAUCCAAUUUACGCCCCUCUAGGUGCAAAAGACCAACAUCUCAACCGGAACACUCAAGGAGGAUCGAAUAUUGGAUUCACAAACAAAGAAACAAGGAACUCCUUGGAGGCACAUCAAUAA